UCCGAAACCUCGAUAGAAUCAAACAUCAACUGUCACGCAGCAGAGAGUGAUAGUGAAUAUCAAUCUGUUUUUUGUACCCCAAUAAUAGAUAAAAUAUAACUUUGCAUUAGCCUAAUUUCCUCCCAACGACAUUGUUGUUCUGAAAUGAUUUCCACGAGGAUUGAUACGUACUUAGAGACAUUGAGUGGAUACAUAUUUGACGAUGACAAAUUGGUAACGUACAAAUGGUUGAGCAAGAAGCUGGGCCUCCACGUCAACUUGGCAAAGCAAAUAUUAUGGCAAUUUUGGAAGGAGCAAGAACAGCGCAAAAAAGUUCUGGCCACCUUAACUCUGAUCGGGUACCUAGACGACGAUGUUCUACGAGUGGAGGUAGUCAAGGAAGAAGACCUCGCGUCCGCGAAGCGAAAGUUUAAAAAGCUGAGCGCAGAGCAUCUGUACAGUUUGCAAAGAGCGUUACCAGAUGUGGAGUUGCUGGCUUUAACUGGAAACGGAGAUCAUCAACAUGGUGCAAUUGUUUGCAAAGAAAUAAUUGCCCGCAGUGGAGAAGAAUUAAACGAGCUAAGAUGGGGCUGCAAAUUCGGGGGUAAAGUGUCUACAGAAAAAUCGCCAAAGUUAGCUGUACCGAAGGCGGAUUUGAAGAAGGAGAAAAACUUCUUCAGCAAAGUAACAACAAAGCCGCAAACCUUUCAUGCCUCGCAGAAAGAAACGGCCAAAGACGAUGACAAAGGUGUUGGGAGUCGGGGCCGGAAACGUCGAGGUUCUGAGGAGCCAGAGACGGGUAGUAAACGACAGAAGCGGAAAUUUGAUCCAGCUUCUAAUUCCAGCGGAGAGUCAAGCAUUAACGAGGAGGAGGAGGGCGAGGACGAAGCGACGCGUAAUUUUAUUCUGGAGGGUAAAACUCGGUCGGAAAAUGUUGGGAAUAAAAUUUCCCCGCCGAGGUAUAAGACGGUAAAUGGUAAAACCAAGGUACGGAAGGUCGUUGACAAAACUUUUACAGACGAAAACGGUUAUUUUGUAACGAAAAAAGAAUACGUCUACGAAAGUUCUUCGGAUAAAGAAGAAAAAGACACCCCAAAAGUCGAAACGCUGCAACUCGGAUCCGCAGCUCCAAAAGCCAAUAAUCGUAAGCAAGCCAGCCUAUUGAAUUUUUUCAAAAAGUCUUAAAGCGCAAUUCCACGAUCUCUAGCGAUGUAAAAUGUGAAAGCGAUUGGUAUAGAUACUAAUUACCUACUAUAGCCUGUAAUUGUACAAUGUACAUAUUAUGCGUGAAAAUUA
Messenger RNA from Diprion similis, 1275 nucleotides. Its product is annotated as DNA polymerase delta subunit 3-like. Gene Ontology annotation, molecular function: DNA-directed DNA polymerase activity. The record is from RefSeq and is a predicted model, not a curated record. Lineage: Eukaryota; Metazoa; Arthropoda; Insecta; Hymenoptera; Diprionidae. The transcript has 2 exons. Gene Ontology annotation, cellular component: nucleus; delta DNA polymerase complex. The coding region runs from base 145 to 1164 and encodes 339 amino acids. Gene Ontology annotation, biological process: DNA synthesis involved in UV-damage excision repair; DNA strand elongation involved in DNA replication; DNA replication.